CCUUGUUUUUUUGCAAUUUUGACAUGAUUUUAACUUGUGAUUAGUUUUUUAUUUUAAAAUUUAUUGAUCCUUGACUGGCUGAAACAUUAAAAAGCUGAAAAUAUUCUACUGUCGAAGGAUACACACAUUAAAGUUUUCCAUCACAAUAUUAUAUAAAUAAGGUAAAAGGUGUGGAAAUAAAACUUUCAGAACAUAUUUUAAAAUGCAUCUGGGAGUGAAUUUAUCUAAUGCUUUACAACAAUUAGAAAGUGUAAAAGCUGCCGUAGAUCAGAGUGAUGAUCCUAAAUUAAAGGCAGCAACAAAUGAUGACCUAAACCUCCUCAUAAACCUUUUGGAAAGCCCCAUUCUCAAGAGCAUUGCUACUUUACAUGACUCUGUUGGCAUGCUUGCAACUCAAGUAGCACAUCAUCCAUCAAUAAUCCCAGGGGAUUUUGACAUCACUCCAGCUGGUGACUUGGCAUUGCAAGCUAGAAAUCUAUAUGGCACUCAUGAGGGAGAGGAAGAACAACGUGUACCUCAGGUGUCACCACCACAUAGUCUAGAGUUUGGAUCUGGCUCUGAUACUGAACGCAUCCUAGGUCUGGACUCUGCCUCAGUUGAUUCUAAUAUGUCACCUAAACAGACGAGGGGCAUUCUGGAAAUCUCGCGAAAUGAUGAUUCCUUGGCAUCAACGAAUAUUGUGGCUGGGGACUGGGCUCAAGUUGAAAUUAUAAACUUGGUUAAUGACGGAACUGGACUUGGCUUUGGUAUUAUUGGUGCUAGAACCAGUGGUGUGAUAGUGAAGACCAUAUUGGCUGGUGGUGUGGCAGAUCGAGAUGGCAGAUUGAAGUCUGGUGACCAUAUUUUACAGAUUGGUGAUGUAAGCCUAAUGGAGAUGGGCUCGGAACAGGUGGCGGGUGUGUUACGCGCGUCUGGCUCGCGAGUGCGGCUCGUGGUAGCGCGAGCAGUGGAUCCCGCCGCCGUGCACGCGUCCAACGCACCCAUUGUACCCGCCAGGCUCCUGUCGAGUCCCGAAGCAUUGGACCGCUACCUCAUGGAAGCUGGAUUCGAGCAAGUGUUUCACACCCAACCUAUAACACUGAACUCCAAUGUAUCCAGAUUUGUCUUCGAUUCCUCCAUAACUCCACCGCCGGAAUCAGAUGCAGAAUCCCCCGAGGUCGAUAGAUUUACUGUCCAAUUGAAGAAAGACGAAAACGGAUUAGGCAUCACAAUCGCAGGUUACGUGUGCGAGAAAGAAGAGUUAUCGGGUAUAUUCGUGAAGUCGGUAACGCCGGGUAGUGCAGCAGCCAUUAGCGGCAAAGUGCGUGUGAACGACCGCAUCGUAGCGGUGGACGGCGUGUCACUGGCGGGGAAGUCCAACCAGAGGGCUGUGGACGCGCUGAAACAGAGCGGAAACAUUGUCACUUUGGAGCUAGAGAGGUACCUCCGCGGCCCCAAGUUUGAGCAGCUUCAGCAAGCGAUUGCUGCGGGGGAGAGUGCGGCGGCGGCGGCGACCGCACACAACCCUUUCCUGCACAUGCACCGCCCUGAGCCCACCGCCGACCACGACAUACAGAUGACGCACCUUCAGAGCCCGCUCGAAACAAAUGUAGAGGAGAUUGAGCCUUCUCCACCCCGCAGUCCGAUACCAGCGCCUACGCCCACUCCGCAAUUCGAGAUGCCACGCACACAGGAGCAAAAGGACGCGAUCAAGAGAAAGUGGCAAGCUAUUCUAGGUGACGAAGUCGAGAUCAUAGUCGGCGUAGUGGUUCGAGGUGGCGGUGGUUUGGGCAUUUCACUUGAAGGCACUGUAGAUGUAGAGGGCGGGCGUGAAGUGCGCCCUCAUCAUUAUGUACGUUCCGUGUUGCCCGAGGGACCGGUCGGUCGUGCUGGCGUGCAUCGCCCCGGAGACGAGCUACUUGAGGUGAACGGGCAUCGUUUGCUAGGCAUGAACCAUCUGGAGGUGGUGUCCAUCUUGAAGGAGUUAUCCAGCGAAGUGUGUAUGGUGUGCGCUCGGCCGCGACCCUCGCCGCCACUAGAGCUAGCUCCGCCCGCUGCUACCCUAGUUAAGGCGAAGUCCGAUGGAAGUCUGGCCGGUGCAGGUGCUGAGGAGGGUGGGGCGCUCGGAGCGGGUGGCAAGGUUCGUUCUCGGAGUCUCGAGCCGCUGACCGGGCUCGCCAUGUGGUCCUCUGAGCCGCACAUCAUUGAACUAGUGAAGGGCGAGCGCGGUCUCGGUUUCUCGAUCCUAGACUACCAGGACCCGUUGCGUCCAUCCCACACGCUGGUGGUGAUCAGAUCGUUGGUCCCGGGUGGUGUCGCGCAGCAAGACACCCGGCUCAUACCCGGUGACAGGCUGCUCUUUGUUAAUGACCAGAACUUAGAGAACGCGAGUCUUGAGCAAGCAGUGGCAGCCUUAAAGGGAGCACCGCGGGGCGUGGUACGCAUCGGAGUGGCCAAACCCUUACCGCUGGCCGACGCACCUCCCCCCCUACCCGCCUCCGCUCCCCCCGCGUACUCCUCACAAGACUAACUUCGACCACUGUCCGAUUGCGACUAAUAGGCGUCAAAGCAUAUACUUACGGUAGGUAUGACAUAAACUAAAUAUCGUCAGCUAAACUAUCGUUUUUGGACGAAAAUGACGGAUUAUGUCAUUUUUGGGAAUUUACUAACGUUAAAGGAAUGUUUUCAAGAUUCUUGUACGUAUGUAUUUUGGUUUCUUUACUCAACUAUAACUUCUAAAUAAAAACCUAAAGGGAAUCGGAUGUAAAGGUUAACUUAAAGUGUUAAAUAUAUUAUUAUGGCUGUAUGGCGCCAUUUGCAAAUGAAAAAAAUUAGGCAGCCGUAUUUUUUAAUUAUUCUAAUUAAGUACUUAAUUUUAUAUAUAAAUCGGUUACAUUUACAAGAAACGAAAAUAAAUCCUCUUAAUUCGAAACUUAUUUCGAUUCGAAAGCAAUUUCCAAAAGAAUGUUUUUGUCUCUUUGAGAUCUUUUUUAAGAGGGUCUUUUUUCCGUAUUGUUUAUAUUCUUUGUAAAAAUGCUCGGAGCACAUCGUUUUGAUAGUUUAGUUAACAAUAUGUACUGUUAUCCUGAUUGAAUGCGGUUUUCUAUUGAUAAAGAUCAUUUAUAAUUAUCUAUUUUGACUGCCACACUGACAUAGUGUUAUACACCAUUAAUUUUAAAACCACCAAUUAUUUAUUUCAUUUUUAUUGAGUUCCGUUGUGCAGAUAACGGCGUUAACACGUUGUUUUAAUAAUCACAGUGACGAUUUGACUAACCAGGACAAUUGACUUUUGGACCAUGGUCCGAAUUCGACUAGAGGUCGCCAAAGAAUAUAUUUGUGGCCGCUGCAAAACUUAUCGACUGAACACCGACUCCACUGAAAUUAAAGCAUUGUAAUGUGAACUUUAUGCUGUGCGAAUUAAAUCAAACUUUUCAAUAUUGUUUUGCCAGUAACACAACGCCUUGGCCACGCUUCCGACACGCAAACCUUUAACUGUAUGACAUAACAUUAUGUAAAGCUCACGUUUCUGUGAUAUAACUUGGUGGAGUUGAUCUUGAGUCGAUUUUGUGCGCGAAAGCCAUUUCGGUAGGUUUUAACGACUCGGUAAAUACUUGAUUUAUAUGCAAUUACUUAGUGGAAGGUGGUUUAAAUGUAGGUAGCUACGUAAAGCUAUACUUAUUUCGAUCUAUGUUUACGAUUUAAUAGUACCUACAUAACUUACAAAAUCUUCGACGGGCUUUGUAAAUGAGGAGCGUUUUCCCAAAAAGAUACAUAUCAAAACAGUAUUUAUGUCCCAAAACCAUUUAAUUCAUUUCUGGCUAGUUGUUGCCCGUGACUUCGAUGAAUUAAAAAGUUUUAUUUUCUGACUGAAAAUAAACAUUUCGAAAUCUUGCUCUGUGUAAAACAAAAAAACUAAUCUAUGCCACAGAAACCUUACAAUUUUCCUAGAUAAUAUGUAGUCAUGUGCUAUUUCGGACGAUAGUCUAUCUUUGUGUUAAAUUUAAUCCAGAUCCAUUCAGCCAUUCUGGCAUGUUAGAGUAACAAACAUCCAUUCAAACUUUUACAUUUAUAGUAUUAUUAGGUAUAGAUUCUUUGGAAAGCAGUUUAAUAUUCAAAUUCCGGUUUUUACAGUACAAAUUGAAUAGUUUAUGUAUCGUUUACUGAAAAUACCGAGGAAGAGUGUCGAAAAAAAUAAAGAGGAAGAAUGAAGAAAACUGCAGUUUUAAGAAUCGCUUUGGUGAAAAUGUUCCUCAUUUUGAAAACAACACUAGUGAUUAAUUCCUAGCAAAUGUUAGAUUUAUAAAUAGGAAUUUACUAUCUUUAAUAUCGUGGUAUUAUAAUAUUUUUAUGAGACCUAUUAAUUUUAAGAUUGUACUUAAUAGAUGUAAUAAUUUUCGAUUAUCGAUUUAUUGUACGGUAUUACAAUAAUAUCCCGUGCCAUAAAUCGAUAAAAAUAUAUUGAGAUAUAAAUAUUAAGAAUUUAUUAAAUUGUUAUUAUAAUAUAAUUGUUAUCAACAUUCCGUAUUAUGACAGAAACAAGGUUUAUGUAAAUAAAAUUUUGAAGUAAUUCCAUUUUAAGUUCAUAUGAUAUUAUAAAUUUUAUUAUUAUUUAUUAAUUUUACACCCGUAUUCAGAAGCACUGCCCGCCAUCCCGUAUUGGAGCAGCGUGGUGGGGCUAAUCUCCUAUCGCAAACCACACAGAUCUUUUAAAAUGCACUCUUACUCAUGUUUCUCACCGACAUCGGAGCAUUCUUAAGAAAUGUCUCCUUACCAAUUGUGCAUUGUAGUCAGUGUAGAAGUUCUCUGAAUGUUUCUGAAUAGGUGUAUUAGUCGUUCGUUUUAUAAAAUGUCCACAUAACGAUGCUAUGAAAUGUUAUUAAUAAACACAAUUUAUAGUUUUAAGAUUCACAAAUAAACUAUAUUAAUA
Pararge aegeria (speckled wood butterfly) is the source of this 4906-nucleotide messenger RNA. It is a transcript of the gene Patj, whose product is annotated as patj homolog. The record is from RefSeq and is a predicted model, not a curated record. The coding region runs from base 203 to 2509 and encodes 768 amino acids. The transcript is spliced from 16 exons. NCBI's taxonomy places the organism in Eukaryota, Metazoa, Arthropoda, Insecta, Lepidoptera, Nymphalidae. Gene Ontology annotation, molecular function: protein binding.